GUUCCCUCGGCCGACGCUAGGAGCUGUCCGUGGUGCUGAAUGCGCGGAAGAGCCUGAAGAGGAGGCUCCCAGCACAGAGCACAGAGCAGCAUCAGCAUCAGCAUCAUCAGCAGCAGCAGCUCCACAGUCUACAGGCUUCAGUCAGUGGACUCACUACAGUCAGUAGUCAGUAUAGUCGUGGUGGUGGCGGACCCAGAACUAAAAAGCACCGUCGUCUCUGUCAAUGAGUAACAUUCAGACAGCAAACCCCGGGCUGAAGUCACCGAGAGGAGCGCUUCGUGUGUGUGAGUAGUCGGUGUUCGGCAGGAGCUCAGUGUUUUUCAGUCCAGCCAGAGGAAAAAAAAAGUGUUGAUCCCAAGGACGUUCACUACUAAAAGCUUGAGAAGCGCAAAACGGGGUGGAAAAACGCGAUGAAUGCUGCCAGAGAUUAUUAUUCUUAUUUCCCUCUCCUGCUUGUUUUUGUGGCGGCGGUGACAGAGAUGGGCGCUGAAGCCUCUGCCUCUGAGGAUGGUAUAUCUAUCACCCCGGGGGGCCCUCCAGAGAGUGGGGCCAGCCUGUACCCCACCACCCAGGACACAGGCAGCAGGCUCCCCGUUGUCACGACCGCCCCACCUGUCAACGUCCCGAACCACCAUCAACUCUACAGGAAUCCCCCCCAACGCCCUCAGGGUCAGCCAACCUACUUUGAAGACAGCGGGUUAUCCAACUCUCAGCCCACCUUCUCAACCCUGCCAUCCGGUACUCCGCUGGAUAAUGGUGAUAAAAGGGCUUCACACGAGAGUGCCGACAGCUCCAACAUGCAAACAACCCUUGUAAUGCAAGCAUUAGCGGCCACUUCUCACUCCAACACCCAUGCUCCAGUCAGCAGUGUGGUUUUGAAAGAUCCAGAACAUGCUGCCACCAUCCCUUCUACUGCUGCAUGGGAGAGAGAUGUAGGGAGGCCAGAUCAGCUUGGACUGAAGCACAAUGUGAGGCCCGGCAGUGAUGAAGACGAGACAACCACCACUACCAUCACCACCACCACCAUAAUCACCACCAUGCAGAGUCCAGUUCCCUGCCAGCUGAACCUGACUGGGCCAGAAGGAUACAUAGAGGCUCCACCACAGUCCAGCUCUGCUUUUCACUCCACUAUGGACUGCAGCUACGUCAUCACUGUCUAUAUGGGCUAUGGAGUGGAGGUCCAGGUGAUGAAUGUGAAUCUAUCUGAGGGAGACAAGGUGGUGUUUGAAGAUGCGGGCCACGGGGAGAACACCAUGUUGGCCAAUGAGUCCAUUCUGAUGAGGGGAUUGGUAGUACGAAGCCACAGCAAUCAGAUCUCUAUCCGCUUCCACAGCCAGAGGUCUCAGGUUGGAUCCGUCCUGCUCAGAUACCAAGCCUUUGUGUUGAGCUGUGUCUUCCCCCAGCGGCCUCUCUACGGUGAUGUAUCAGUGAGCAGUCUCCACUCUGGGGGGGAGGCUUUCUUCUCCUGUCUGACCGGCUACCAGCUGCAAGGCCCCAGUGUGCUGACCUGCCGCAAUGCUAGCACCCCCUACUGGAGUGGCAAGGAACCACACUGCCUAGCUGCCUGUGGUGGUUUGAUCAGGAACGUCACAGUCGGUCGGAUCGUCUCGCCUGGUUUUCCCAGCAACUACAGCAACAACCUGACCUGCCACUGGCUGCUGGAGGCCCCUGAGGGCCAGAAACUACAUAUCCACUUUGAGAAGGUGGCGUUGGCUGAGGAUGAUGAUCGGCUGCUGAUCAAAAAUGGUAACAGUAUAUCUGCAGCUGCCCUGUAUGAUUCAUAUGAGGUGGAGUAUCUUCCCAAUGAAGGUCUACUCAGCACGUCCAGGCAUCUCUUCACUGAGCUGACUACAGACGCUACAGGCACAUCCACUGGCAUUGCCAUAAGGUACCAAGCCUUUGCAGCAGGCCACUGCUACGAACCCUUCGUGAAGUACGGUAACCUGACCAGUAGUGACAACACUUGGGCAGUGGGAGCUGUGGUGGAGUUUGCCUGUGACCCCGGCUAUACUCUGGAACAGGGAUCAGUCACCAUUGAAUGCAUGGACCCCAACAAUCCCCAGUGGAAUGAGACCGAGCCUGCCUGCAGAGCUGUGUGCAGUGGUGAGAUCACAGACUCAGCUGGAGUGGUGCUGUCUCCUAACUGGCCCGAAGCCUAUGAUAAAGGCCAGGACUGUAUCUGGGGAAUCCACGUUGAGGAGGACAAGAGGAUCAUGGUUGACAUUCAAGUGUUGAAUAUUGGGAAGAAUGACCUGUUGACCUUUUAUGAUGGAGAUGACCUUACAGCUAAAGUACUGGGUCAGUAUGGCGGAUCAAAGUCCCGAUUUAAGCUUUACACCUCCACCGCAGACCUCACCAUCCAGUUCCAGUCUGACCCUGCCACCAACGUCUACGGCUAUGGCAACGGCUUCAUAGUCCACUUCUUUGAAGUAGCUCGUAAUGACACCUGCCCCGAGCUUCCAGAGAUCUCUAAUGGCUGGAAGAGUACAUCUCACCCCGAGCUGGUUCAGGGCACCGUGGUGACCUACCAGUGUUAUCCUGGUUAUCAGGUGGUGGGCGCCGAGCUGCUCAUGUGCCAAUGGGACCUCACCUGGAGCGGUGACCUACCAAGCUGUGAGAGAGUGGUGUCUUGCGCUGACCCUGGAAAGGUGGAGCACAGCAGACGGGUGCUGUCAGGUCCUCAUUUCACCGCGGCUUCAACCAUCCAGUACAUCUGCAACAAGGGCUUCACUCUGUCUGGAAACAGCCUGCUCACCUGCUACAACCGAGGCUCCUCGGGCCCGAAGUGGAGCCAGAAGUUGCCGAGAUGCCUGCCUGAGACUUUUGAGCCCUGCGGUAACCCGGGAACACCUAUAUAUGGGAUCCCAAGCUCCAAUAAGCUCCAUUUCCAGGCUGGAGAGACCCUCCACUACUCCUGUCUCACCGGCCACCAGCUGCUGGGUGAGCCUGUUCUCCAUUGUGUCCCAGGACACCCAUCCCAGUGGAGUGGGCUGCCACCUGUCUGCAAAGCCCAACCGGAGUUUGAUGAGCACAGAUUAGCUGUGUCUACUGCAGCCUUAAGAAUGGAGGGGGCCCAAGUAGCAUUUGCUGUCUUCAUCCCCACCAUCCUCCUCCUCGUCCUCUUCAUUGGGAUCUACCUCUACUUCACAAAGGUUCAGAGGAAGCCACUACAGCUCUCCCUGUCCUCCAACUUACCAUAUGAAAACAUCACCGGAGAAUCUACAUUUGACAACUCAGUUUAUGAGACAACGAACAAUGAGGAUACAAGAGAAUACGAGGUUUCGAUCUGAAGACGCCAGUGUUUGUGUUUCAGUAUGGACAGAUAAGAAGCCUGCUGGCCUUUUCGACGUCUAUUCAGACUCGCACCUUUGGUGACUCCCUUGACGCCUCCUUGUUCUCUGUACACUAAAUAUGAGCCUCCCUUUAUUUACCCAACAGAGGACCCCCACACUACCCCUGGAAAGGCUGGGCCACCGGAUUAUUUUUCUAGCUCUUCAACAGUAACAGUCCAGCAGCAGCAGUUUGUACAGUUUUUAAUCCUGUGCUCGCAUCCUGAGGACUUUCAGUGCAAAGUACCGUCACAGAAGGCAGAGGGAAUCAAUGCGAAGCUUGUGUCAUUAAGUGCAUAUAACCACAUAUGUUACAUUGUGUUAUGUAUACACUGUAUGUCUCCCGCCACCAUUUUGCUUGGAUUUGUGGGAUGUCUAUUAAGAGUAAAAUCCUACAAUUGAACGUCAGCAAAAUAACAGCAUGCUUUUAUCAGAGUAUGCCCAAACAUGUUGCCCAUUGAAUUGAUGCAACCUUCUAAGAUAAUAAA
Messenger RNA from Sebastes umbrosus (honeycomb rockfish), 3817 nucleotides. RefSeq names its product seizure protein 6 homolog. Bases 411 to 3290 code for a protein of 959 amino acids. Gene Ontology annotation, biological process: regulation of dendrite development; synapse maturation. Gene Ontology annotation, cellular component: endoplasmic reticulum; neuronal cell body; dendritic shaft. Lineage: Eukaryota; Metazoa; Chordata; Actinopteri; Perciformes; Sebastidae. The transcript has 18 exons. The record is from RefSeq and is a predicted model, not a curated record.